Molecule: messenger RNA, 924 nt
Organism: Cordyceps militaris CM01
Lineage: Eukaryota; Fungi; Ascomycota; Sordariomycetes; Hypocreales; Cordycipitaceae
Exons: 5
Coding region: 1-924 (307 amino acids)
Source: RefSeq, a predicted model, not a curated record
AUGUCAUUUAUCAUCAUCAAGGCGCAAGCCCAUCCAAGCUACCAGGGACAGCUGAGCUGCCCACCGGGCCACAGUGGCGGCGGGCUGGCCAGCUCCCUGCCGAGGCACCUGCUCACCUGCACCAUCACCAUCUGCGGCCGCACUGCAUUCGCUGCAGCAACUUGCAACUUGCUAAACGCAUCGUCUGUGCCCGUCUGCCAGGCGCGAGCAUUCCGCAUCUCAUCACUACCCCAUACCUGUUCAAGGACAAAAAGAACUCGCUUGUCUUCAGUCCACCUCACUGCUCGCUUUCUCGCUUUCGCCAGCAAACGGCACAAGCCACACUGCCUCUAUCCAAUGUUGGGCCAAUUGCCACCGCCCGCUGCCAUUAACUAUUUAUCCGCAGCUGAAUCUGGAGACUCUCUUGUACCCGUCGUCUCCUGGGGCCCCUCCAGCUCCAAAGAGCUGUCACAUUUUCGCAAAAAAGAAUCCCACCUGCAGGGCCUAACUACGUCCGAGCCCAUGAAUCAGGAGAGACUAACUAUCAAUUAUAUUCACCCCGUGUGCCAUCAAUGGGGUACAGAGUUGCCCAUUUUCGGCGAACCCCCAGGAAAUGCAUGGUGCAUUUCCUGGCCAAUAGCGAGCUACGGCAUCCAAACAGUCGGGACGGGAUCGGCGUCCCAACUGAUCACCCGCUUCUGCCUGCUUGCAAAGCUCAUUGCCCUGUUGGGCUUAGGCUUCUUCUCUCACACUCAGCCACCACUUCAGGGAGAGUUUUGGCUGCUGCUUAUUAAAGUGGCUCUUAUGCAGCCAUCUGUUGCUCCCUGCAGUGGUAGCCGCGCCAUCCAAGACGGCAUAUCCCUUGUGCCCCUCACAAUACCAAGUCUCUGGAUACUGUGGUCAGCAAUUCGCGCGAUUGGCCGGUUGCACGUCAUUCGUAGCUAG